CAUAGAUCCUUUAAAUAUAUUUAACGUACAUGUAAUUUCGCUAGCUUACUAUGUUUAAACUAGCUAGCGAGUUUAACACGCUUAAAUUGUCUUAUGCCAAUAGUGGAUAUCACAUACAAAAGGGAAAUUGUUUGUAUAUAUUACUUGCUAGUGCUACGGGGUAAACAGAAAACACGAUGGCAUCAUAUGGAAGACAGAUUAAAAGAGCCAAAUAUAAGAUGAAGCGUAAUAGGCCGGUUUCAUCCGAUGCAAAAACUUCGCUUGAAGGAGGCUUUUCUUUCACCAUGCCUUUUAAAUCACCAACAUUUGAAACAGAAAUGUCGUCUACAGUUGGAAUAAGCCUAGUUCCAUACGCGGCAACAGAUGUCAUAAUUAAAGACCUAACCUCACAAACUAUUAACACACGCUUGCAAGUCAUUAGUGGAAUGGACCAAUUCAAACUCUACAGUCUUGAGGAGCUGCGUUACUUCGAUGGUCGUUUGAUGGAAACAACGGCGGUAGUCGGACCAAACACGAUAGGUAAAAAUCAACAAUUUAUAUAUCCCCAAGGUACAGAAGAAGAAGAAGUCUUAGGAGAGAAACAGACAUUAACAACUAAGCACAUGUGUAUUACAGCUAUUAAGAAAUAUGAGGAUUUUAGUUUAGAGGAAUUGCGGUAUGCAGAUGGCGUUGUGCAACAAUUGUUUAAACACGAGCGUCAUAAUUAUUUAAAGAAAGAAUCAACACAAACGGAUACUUCAGGAUGGCCUUAUCCUGUCAAAGAACUCCCUUUUGGAUUUAUAGGCGUGCAAAAACAUUCAACAGUAAGUCAGAAAUGUGUCGAUGAUAAAACCAAACAGAAGCAAACAAUCGCCGAGAAAAGUUCGGAUGAUUUGUCUAGAUAUUCGCCUAAAAACUCGGAAAUUACUAAUUUACAAGAAUGCAACAAUCCAGGGGAUGAAACAGAACACAAGACGAAAAACGUUACAGAUGCAUCGUUAGUAUUUUCUGUAAAACCUGCACCUUCGGGUUUAUCUUCAAUUGCGACUUUGGAGAGGGUAGCGUCCGACACAGUUUUAAACAUGAUAAACAGUUUGUCUGUUGAACCUAUUAAGGAUGGCGCCAGCUCUUCUACAGAUCAUAACUUGAAUACCAUAGCAGCAAGUACGUUACAGUUUGAUCGGCAGACAACAACAUCAUUUUCUGGUUCGGAAGCUGUCCUAUUGACAAGCAUUUCGUCAGCAGAGUGUUCGUCCUUUCAAUGUAACUCAUUGCCAUCAUCCGAUGGAGCAACCCAUAUCUCGCCUGAAGAACCAGGAUUGUUUUCAAAACGUUUUGCAACAGAUGAACCGUUUUCAUUUAAAUGUGUACCAUACUUCAGUGAAGCUAUGUUGAGGAGCCCUGAUCAAACGUUUACAGUAAACACUUCGUCACUAGCAAAUCCCGGUAUAACCCAGUUAAUAUCCAAUCCUGUUUUUAUUCCAACACUUGCAACAUGUGCACCGUUUUCAUUUAAAAGUGUACCAAAGUUCAGUAAAACAAAUUUUAUGAGCCCAGAUAAAACGCUUACAUUGGACAAUUCGUCAUUAGCAACUACAAGGACAACAUCGUCGUUAUCCAAUCCUGUUUCCAUUCCGACACUUGCAACAGACGCACAGUUUUCAUUCAAAUGUGAACCAAAGUUCGGCGAAGCAAGUUUGAGGAAUCCGGAUAAAACGUUUACAUUCGACAGUUCGUCAUCAGCAACUACAAGGAGAAUCCAGUCGCUUUCCAAUCCUGGUUCCACCCAAACAACUGUGCCUGUCACAUCGAGUCAAUGCCAAACUGCUUCAUUAGACAAUAACAAUGCUAUUUCUUCCAUUGCACCUGUUCAAGUAACAGUCAAAGAAACAUACGCAAAGAAACCGGAUGUAUUGGAGCUGUUUGUUGGCGGCACACACAGAUAUACGACAUUGCUGUCAACUAUGACACAGGCAAAGGCAGGUUUUCUUGCAGACAUAUUCUUUGGAAAAGGAAACGUGCCUCUACAUGUCCUGAAAGAUGGAUCUUUCUUCCUUGACACCGAUGGAGAAUCAUUCAAACUGAUUAUUGAAUACUUACGUGACGGCCGACUGCCGGAUAUGGACGUAGCUUCUACGAAAGGCACUUCAAGGUGUGUGGAAUUGUUACUGAAAUCUUUCCAAACCGCUCGAAAGUACGGGUUACAUGAAUAUCUGCACGACCUUGACCAAUAUGUCCAUAUUCAGCGUUUCAAAGAACUUGAAGCAAACAAAAAUAUUGUCGAGUUCUAUGCAAAACAGAUUUUAUGGGCGCUCAAUAAAACUGACCUUGAACAAAAUGGCAAGUUCGCAAUCCUGUUGAAGUCAACUAAAACGACUGUAAUCUCUGCUGCGUGCUGUAAACAUGUGUGUCAGUUUGCUCCUGUUGAUACUGUUGUUUACCUAACAAGGGACUUUAGCUUGCGAAUCUUGAGUUUGUUGUGUCAGCGUCUCCGUUGCCUUGGUUAUAACGUCUCUACGAAUGAAGAAAGUUGUGUGUUUAGAUGUUCUACACACGAGGAAGGAGACGCCGGUAGAAAGGAAUGCACAAGCAGGCGUCAUUUGUUGACGUGGUUUUGUCCGCUUUAAAAUAAAGAAACCCUGUUGGAUUGCAUUAGAUUUAUUAAGUACUAACAGAGCUUGCUAACGUUUAUCGUAUACCAGUGAACUGUUUAAUCAUAAAUUACUCGAUUGUUUUGUUUCCUGUACACGCGGGUUUGUUCGUAAUUUUGGUUUAUGAAAACUUGUCAGAACGUGAAUGGCAUGGGUUCCUUAUGUAACAUGUUUAGUUCUAGUUAUUGUGUGUGUGUUUUCUAUCAAAUGCUUUGAUUGGUAUUUUAUAUUGGAAUGAAUUAGUUUUGUUUUAUUUUGAGUUGUUCUGUGUUUUGUUUUCAUAAAAUUAAUAUCAUAUUUUUUACAAAAGAACAACGCAAUAGGUUUGUGUACUUAGUGUGUACGCAUUUUAGACAUCAUUUUUCAGUUUUUAAGAAAGAUGCAUAGAAUAUAUUGUAAUACAAACAUUGCAACCGUUUUGAAAUAAUAUGAUUUAGAACAAAGUAUGCAUGCGCUUUUAAAGGGGCCUUUUCACAGAUUUUGGCAUGUAUGGAAGUUUGUCAUUAAAUGCGUUAUAUUGAUAAAUUUAAACAUUGGACUUAAAACUAUCUUUAACAAAAAACAAUAAUACAAUUUAAAAAAUAUAUAUAAAAUAACCCACAACAGAGCUCGAACCACUGACCCGUGGAGUCCUGGAGGAAAAUGUCUUCCGCUUAGACCACUCGGCCAUCCGUGCUCAUGCUAUGAGGGGAUGUAUUUUUUUAAUAUAUAUAGUAGGCAAUCCUCGUAGUUUCACAAACUUUAACGACAACAGAACUUUCCAAAUUAUUCAAUCGUUUCGCGUUUUCAAAUCGUCAAAAGAUGCAUAUAAUAGAUAUUAUAGAGCAUUGUUAAUGUUCAGUAUUACUAUUUCCUAACAAAUAUCAUAACUUAAACGAAAAUUUGCGAAUCUUAAACAACUUUUUUUUUAUUUCGUCAAUUUACCAAAACGUGAAAACGCCCCUUUAAGAGAAAAGCAAUUCAUUCUAAUCAUCAUUACAUUUUCUUGACUACACAAUCUUUAAAUGAAUAAGGGUCUUAAUGACAAUGUCCAAGUUGUAUACAGUCAUUUAAAAACUAGUACAAUAAAUAAGAUUACCGCGU
Molecule: messenger RNA, 3713 nt
Organism: Dreissena polymorpha
Lineage: Eukaryota; Metazoa; Mollusca; Bivalvia; Myida; Dreissenidae
Exons: 8
Coding region: 177-2606 (809 amino acids)
Biological process (GO): protein homooligomerization; post-transcriptional tethering of RNA polymerase II gene DNA at nuclear periphery; RNA export from nucleus
Cellular component (GO): nuclear pore cytoplasmic filaments; nuclear pore
Molecular function (GO): structural constituent of nuclear pore
Source: RefSeq, a predicted model, not a curated record